AUGCAUCCCUUAGGAAAGCAAGGAUACAACCAGAAUGCUUCUGGUCAUCCAGGAGUGUCUCAUGGUCACCAUCGUAUUGAUGGAAUGGGAGGAAUGUUUCAAGGAAAGAGAAUGGCUCAACCGAGGCCUCCUCCUCCUCCUCAGUACAUGAUGAACUAUGGAACACCCCAAGGAUUUCCUUAUACACAAUAUUACCCAUAUCCUCUUCAUCUGCCCAUUCCUAUGGCCAACUAUCACCACCAAGCAUUUCCACAACUGUUUGGUAAUCCACCACCACCUCCUCCUCCACAAGAUCCACCUCUGCCAAGGGAACCUCCUCCACCAUCACCCCCACCUCCUCCUCCACCUGAGUAA
This is a messenger RNA of Limulus polyphemus (Atlantic horseshoe crab), 354 nucleotides long. Its product is annotated as acrosin-like. NCBI's taxonomy places the organism in Eukaryota, Metazoa, Arthropoda, Merostomata, Xiphosura, Limulidae. The transcript has a single exon. Bases 1 to 354 code for a protein of 117 amino acids. The record is from RefSeq and is a predicted model, not a curated record.